AUGCCGUUACGAUCGUUGAAUUUCCCAUUCCUUAAUCGUAAUAACCAACAAAACAACAACAAUCCAAACCAGUCUUGUUCGUCUAACGCGGUAAGUAAAAUAUUUAGAGGUAGGAUGUGUUACAAUAAUUAAUAACGUAUGGUUAAGUACUAGAAAGAUGGUAGGAAGCGCGGAGGGGGGGAGGGGGGGAUAGGGGGAGGGGGUGAUUUGUGUGAAAUAAGGUUCUGGGUAAAAAAAUGUACGGUUACAUUAUUAAGCUGCUUAGUCUUUCUUUCUUUUCACAUUAAACGCUAAUGAGAUUUGCAGUAAAUAAAUUUGAGUGUGCCGUGUCUUAAAAUGCGGUUGUUAACUCUAUAUUCUAAGCAUUAUAUGGUUGAAAAAAGUACGCGUUUGAUUCGCGUACAGUUAUAUAUUUUUACAACCUUAGUUUAAGUAGCAAUACGUUUAUAAGAACAGUAUGUUUAGAUGGGUGGCACGGAAAGCAAAGGAAAAUCAGGGAAAGUGGGUAUUGACCAGAUGGCUGGUGCUAAUGACAAAAAUCACAAACUUUACAAUUUGGUCGAUAUGCAUGGUGGAGGAGAAAUGAUACCAUGGAUGCGGUACGCCAUGAACAGCGGAGAUUUUUCCCUUAUUGAUGGUUACAUGGAAACAAAAGUUAAAGUACGUUUUUUGGAAUAUAUGUACUUGAGAUGAAGUUAUAAAAAGUGUUAUGCUUACUUGUCUAAUAACUAUACAUUUCUAGGAUAUGAUGUACAACGGUGGUAAGGGAAAGCUAGAAAGUGUAGCAGAAUUGGUGAAACGACGAAAUAAAGAACGGAAUGAAAGGCUUGGUGCAUUUAGUCGCAAAAAAGGCAAAGGAAAAAGUGGACCAAAUAUAUUGGACGAUUUUAAUCAAGAACAAAACCAAGGAGAUCUUAAAAAAGGUACGAAGAAAUUAAAAUUUUAGUUAUUCAAAAAAUAAUUUAAAACACACUUUUUGUAAGGCUCGAGCAGGGCUUGACCCCCUGUCGACACCAAAAUUUUUUUUGCUUCAAAUUGCUUCAAACCUUCACCAAUGGGUAUUAAGGUACUCAUAAAUCGUUUAAACAGAAAAUUUUUUUUCAAAGAUACAGUAGUCAGGUGUACUGUAACUUCACUACAAUUUUUAUAUCUCUGGAACGAAUAACGCUAGAACGAUGCGGUUUUUACUAUAAUGUAGAGCAUACAAAAUAAUGUUAAUUUGUAGUUUACACCAAGUUUCUAUUCUUCUUGGAAGUUAUUUUAAAAAAUGAAAAUGUAGCAAAAGUUACAGUAAUCCAAUCAUACCUCAAAACUGAAGCACCUAUGUAGUUCUUUUUUAUUAGAGAUUCUAAAACUGCAUUUUUUUGCGGUUCUAACGCACCUAAAAACGUUUCAAAAAAGUGUUGUUCUGGGGUGCAAAAGUGCAUUUGAAGUUUGCACAUUGCAAUUUUUUUUUUCAAAAAUUAAAAAAAAAAUUUUUUGACGUUGCAAAAAUGUAGAGCAUAAAAAACAACGUUACUUUGUACAUUACACCAAAUUUCUAUCUUGUCUACAAACAUUGCAUUUGAAGUUGGCACAUUGAAAAACUUUUUUUUUAAAAAAUUCAAAAAAAUUAUUUCGACUUUGCAAAAAUGUAAGACAUAAAAAAUAACGUUACUUUGUACGUUACACCAAAUUUCUAUUUUGUCUACAAAUAUUUAAAAAUUUUAGUUUUCAUAAAAGUUACAGUAACUGGAAAUAUUUCAAAAUAAAAGCACUUUGUUCGCUUAUUUUUAUUUGUUAUUAUUAAACUGAAUUUUUGUGCGGUUCGAGUGCACAUAAACACGAUGCACAAAAGUGUCGAAAUGGGGUGCAAAAGUGCAUUUGAAGUUGGCACACUGCAAAAAAUUUUUUUCAAAAACAAUAAAUUAUUCCCAAAACCCUUGAAAACUAUAAUUUGCUAAUUUUCUACAUUUUUGCAAAAUCGAAAAAAUUUUUUUUAAUUUUAAAAAAAAAUUUUUCAAUGUGCCAACUUCAAAUGCAAUGUUUGUAGACAAGAUAGAAAUUUGGUGUAAUGUACAAAGUAACGUUGUUUUUUAUGCUCUACAUUUUUGCAACGUCAAAAAAAUUUUUUUUUAAUUUUUAAAAAAAAAAUUGCAAUGUGCAAACUUCAAAUGCACUUUUGCACCCCAGAACAACACUUUUUUGAAACGUUUUUAGGUGCGUUAGAACCGCAAAAAAAUGCAGUUUUAGAAUCACCAAUAAAAAAGAACUACAUAGGUGCUUCAGUUUUGAGGUAUGAUUGGAUUACUGUAACUUUUGCUACAUUUUCAUUUUUUAAAAUAACUUCCAAGAAGAAUAGAAACUUGGUGUAAACUACAAAUUAACAUUAUUUUGUAUGCUCUACAUUAUAGUAAAAACCGCAUCGUUCUAGCGUUAUUCGUUCCAGAGAUAUAAAAAUUGUAGUGAAGUUACAGUACACCUGACUACUGUAUCUUUGAAAAAAAAUUUUCUGUUUAAACGAUUUAUGAGUACCUUAAUACCCAUUGGUGAAGGUUUGAAGCAAUUUGAAGCAAAAAAAAUUUUGGUGUCGACAGGGGUGCUCGACCCUUACAAAAAGGGUGUUUUAAGGCAUCGUUAAGUAUUUAUACCAUUCGUUUUUUAGCUUUGAAGCUGUUGGAUGGUGGUAAAGGCGGAAAAGGAGAUGCUAAAUACCGUGAAGUCGUCUGGAAACUUGAAGAAAGAGGUAAAAGUCAAUUCAACACCCUUCCAUAGUUCCCUCAAAUUAAAAAUUUACUAAAUUAGUGUGGUCUGCCUGUAAGAUUGGUACAGGUGGUUCCGUGUUAAUAAGAUUCAAAAAAAGUCAUCUUUCCGAUCUUGAGGGAAUCAUACAUAAAAUUAUUAUUUUUGUUAAAACGUUUUAGGUUCGAUGGGAGAGAAUCUAGUUGGCUGUUGUUUAAUGCAAGGCAGUAUAAUACAUACAAAGCUAGCUGUUUAUAUGUUAGAGCACUACCCAAAACUGGUAAACGAUGUUUUUAUAUCUGAGGAUUACUAUGGACUUUCACCAUUACAUCAAGCCAUCGUGAAUGAAGACCCGUGGAUGAUGUGUUUUUUGUUGAGAAAAGGUGCUGAUAUCAAUCAGAGAUGCUAUGGUGCACUGUUUUGUCCUGAGGACCAGAUUAGCAGUCGGACAGACUCGUUAGAGCAUGAAUAUGUUGAGAUCAAUGUAUCUAACAGUAACUAUGUUGGGUAUGUAGUUUUAUUUAAUUGUGAAGUGAAGCUACUCUUAUGAAAGUUAAAUUAUCAAAAUUUUUUAAGCAAAAUGUACUUUGGAGAGUACCCACUAGCGUUUGCGGCCAGCACCGGGCAGCAAGAUUGUUACCGAAUUUUGAGAGCAUGUAAAGCCGAUCCAAAUUCACAAGAUACAAAUGGAAACACCGUGUUACACAUGACGGUUAUUCACGAGAAUCUGGUAAGAUACACAAAGCAUUAUUAAAAAUUUAUGCAGCAAUUAAUAAAAACAAAGGCGCUCAUGCAAAAUCGUUCCCACAAAAUCGAAGAAUCGUUCCCCACUCAUAAAGUCAUAAUCGUUCCCCACGGUGAGAAUACAUAAAACUAUGCAAAUUUUUGCUUCACAUAUUUUUUCAUUUUCAUUAUGGCUUUUCAUUCUUUCUUUCUAUUUGGUCUUGGAUGGUCGAAAAAUGGAACACGGUGUAAGAGGAGCAAACAUAUACCACUGCUAUACAGAUCAUGAUAGACAACUCUCUUCUCCCACCGGCUUAUUCGUGCCAGCAAAGUUCGUCGAUUAUGAAGUUGUCAAAAAAGUCUAAACUGGCCGAUAAAUACAUGGUAAGUUAGUUGUUUAUAUUUAUCAUCUGUUGUUUUAGUGGAGAUGUCGACACGGAAGUACUGGUUGCUGAACCCGCUCUACUCGUCAUGGUACCUACUUUUCGAACUCUAACCUUUCGGUCUCGACACAGAUGGCGUACAAUGGGCUCAAGGAGCUUCACUACCGUUCCCCAAUGCUUUACUACCGUUCCCCAACGCUUUACUACCGUUCCCCAACGCUUUACUAUCAUUCCCCAACGCUUUACUAUUGUUCCUUAACCCUUUACUAUGUAUCUCUCCCCAACGCACCACCGCUCAAAUUUUAUUUCUUAAUUGAAGAUGUUAAAAUAUAAAAAUAAAUAAUUGGGGGAACGGUUAUGCACCGUUGGGAACUAUAAUGCACUGGGUAACGAUUCUUCAUUGGCCCCAAAACAAAGCUUAAAUAAUUUUUAUUCAACAGGAUAUGUUUCGAUUGGCGCACACCACCGGCGCCAAACUUCAAGUUCUAAACAAACAAAAAUUAACACCAUUGACGCUGGCAGCGAAGUUAGCUAAAAAACGAGUAUGUACUAAGUUAGACUGACAAUUAAUAAUUGUUUCAAUUAAAGAUAGGAUCAAUAGUGGAACAGAAUACUUUAGCUAGGAUAGGGAGUAGAAUCAUCUUUGCCAAACUAUACAGUAUCUAACUUUUUCAGAUGUUCGAACAGAUUUUACAACUAGAAAGUAGUGUGGUGUGGAACUACGGGGACGCAGCAAGUACAGCGUUUCCUUUAGCUAAAAUUGACACAAUAAAUCAAGAAACAGGCGAACUAAACGAAGAUUCCGCGUUGUCUUUAAUUGUAUAUGGUGUAAGUGUGACAUUUUUAGUUUUUACAAGUUCCGUGCUCUUUUGGCAGUAUAAGUAUAUACGUGACAUUCAUAGGAAAAUGUACAAAAAAUAUUAUUACAAUACAAAAAAAAUUGUUUUAGGAUUCCAAAGAACAUCUUGACCUUCUAGACGGUCUUCUGGAAGACGUCCUAGAAUCAAAAUGGAAAGCGUUUGGCAGAAGACGAUGGAUUGAGUCUCUCAUAGCAUUUACAAUAUACUAUAUAUUUUACUUCAUUGCUUUUAUGAGUCGUCCAUUCGAUGACAAUCGUGACCUUUCACCCGACAACACCACAUUACCUGCAGUGGUAGAUGAAACUGGACUUUUAGUACGAAUAACCAACAAGUUUGCCAACUUUUUCAGUCAAUGGGCCGACAACACGUGGAUGUCCAAGGAUAGUUGCCAUUUAUGGCAAUAUCGCGCAUACGGUAUUGAAGGUUAUGUAAGUGAUCAGAAGGAAAAAAUCUCUUCCGCGUUCAGAAAUCAUUUUAAUUUUAGCUAAUGUGAUUUGAUUAAAAAUUAACUUGCAUUUUAAAAUAUAAAUUUCAGGUGCGUAUGGUAUGUGAAUUUAUGGUCGCUAUUAUGGUACUGGCACAGUUAUUUUUGGAAAUACGGGACGUGCGAAAUAUAGGCCGUAAAAGAUGGUGGCAAGUAUUGGUAUGUAACAUUAUCACCACACUAUAUAAGCAACUAUUUAUUUCGAUUAAAACAGUAUAGUACAACAGAUGUUUUUCAGAAAUCUUUUCCAGCCAAGAUUUUGUACAAAAUAUCUCUACUGUUUACUUUAUUUGUUAUCCCGCUUCGGUUUAUGUGUGGCAUCGAUCCGAACUUUUUGGUUCUCGAUAAUUCAUUUUCAUUGUUAGCAGUCCUUAUGACUACAGUACAUUUUCUGUUCUAUUGUCGUGCAGUAAAAUUUGUUGGACCUUUUGUCUUGAUGGUGUACACCAUCAUCACAAGAGACAUGAUCCGAUUUUUCUUAAUCUACUUUAUCUUUCUACUCGGAUUUUCUCAAGGAUUUUAUGUCAUCUUCCUGGCUUGCGAAAGAGAAACUGAUGUUUUGUAUGGACGUAUGUUUCUAACUAAUUAUAAACUGUUUUAAAAACGGAAAGGUUACUGUGUAAAAACAAGUAGUUGAUAAGCUAAGUUAAGUUUUUGUCAUUUUUCAGCGACUACUGCCAAAAACCGCACAAACAUUCUUGACCAUCCGGCUGAAAGUAUGCUACGUUUAUUCAUUACGACUAUUGGCGAAUUUACUGUGUUUUACAGAGAGCUCAACAAUUGUGCGGCUAAAGAAAUGGCAGUGCUUGGAAAAGUUUUAUUCCUUAUUUUCGAAAUGUUUGUAAGUCUUAUGCAGUUUAACCUACUAAUUGCUAUGAUGACAAGAACGUACGAUUUAAUUUACCGUACCCAAAAAGAAUGGAAACGCCAAUGGGCUCAGGUUAUUCUAAUGUUAGAGUUGUCACUGCAACCAGCGGACCGAUUGAUGGCGCUACUCAAAUAUUCCAGACCGAUUGGAACUGAUAAACGUCGAAGAGCUUUUGUUGUCAAUCGUAAGGUCAGUAGGUUAAAGAAUUCCGAGUGAUGGCGUUAUAACACACGAAUUAUCACAGAAAAACUAUUGAUUAAAUGACCAAAACGUUUAUCUUUUUUUAGUUCAACGCUAUGAAUGAAACAGAACGAAUUUUAAAAGAAGCAAUGGAAAACGAAAAACGCCAAGAAAAGAAGCAACUUCUGAAACGACGCCUUAAGGGAUUUACAAAAGAAAAAGGAGAACGAAGUUCAAGCUCUGCAGGUCAUUUCAAUCUACAUCAACUGACAACAUUAUUGGCUCCUACACCAAUGCCUGGACAUUCCAGACACGAAGUAUAA
This is a messenger RNA of Bursaphelenchus okinawaensis, 6542 nucleotides long. Lineage: Eukaryota; Metazoa; Nematoda; Chromadorea; Rhabditida; Aphelenchoididae. The record is from the annotation of a GenBank genome assembly.